GCGGCCGAGCAAACCUGACAGGCCUAGUAACCAACAGGAGUUUGCGUGUCCCUUUGACCCAUCUACUUGUUGUAUUAUGUGAGCUUGCAGAUAAAUAUGACAGUCUAAUCAUAACAGGACAUUGUUUACAACAAACACAUUACCCUUAACAAAGCAGCCUAUAUCACCUUACGAAGUUAACGAGCCAAACACGAAGCAGUACAAGUGCGUAAGUUAGUCAGGCUGUCUGAGCAGCAGGACUCAGGAGCUGAUAUGAAGCGGCUCCGCACAGAAGUAAACGAAGCAGAAACACCGACAGGAGAGAAGGAGAAAGAGAGAAGCGCAGUGGAUGUGUCCGUUGUCAUGCCAGUGUACAAUGCAUCCUGUUGGCUGGCUGAAUGUCUACAGGCCAUAUUACAGCAAGACUUCACUGGAUCCAUGGAGCUGUCUGUCUUUGAUGAUGCAAGUACUGAUGACUCCAGGAAAGUGGUGGAGGGUUGGAGGAAGAGACUGGAGACAAGGGGGAUCUCAGUAGUGAUAUCAGGCCACAACUCUUCUCAGCCAAGAGGAGUGGGAUAUGCAAAGAAUAAGGCAGUAUCUCAGAGCUGUGGAAAAUACUUGUGCUUUCAGGAUGCGGAUGAUAUUAUGUUGCCGCAGAGAGUUCGUCUGCAGUAUGAGGCGUCUCUCCUCCACCCAAACACUCUAGUUGGCUCUAGAGUUCAGAGGCUUCCAGAAGGAUCUACAGAGCGUUACACUCGUUGGAUCAACACAAUCAGUCAGGAUCAGCUCAUCACGCAGGUGUACACCUCUCAUGGCCCCACAGUCAUCAUGCCGACAUGGUUCUGCUCAAGGAACUGGUUCUUCAAGGUCGGACCGUUUGACGAGGGAGGCAAGGGAGUCCCCGAGGAUCUUCUCUUCUUCUACCAGAGUCUUCGUCUGGGAGGGGGUCUGUCCAGGGUCGAUGAGUGCCUGCUGGUCUACCGAUACCACGAGAAGGCCGCCACACAUUCUGUGACAGAAGAAACCAUUUGGAAGCUGCGAGUAGACUUCCUGCAGGAGAGAGUUCUCAGCCAAUGGGGGAGCUUCUCCAUAUGGAAUGCUGGGAAACAGGGCCGGAAGCUGUACCGAUCCCUGAGCCCGACCAAUCAGAAGAAAGUCAAAGCGUUCUGUGACGUGGAUGAGAACAAGAUCCAGAAAGGCUUCUACACAUAUGAGGAAUCCAAGGAAAGAUCGAAGCCAAAAAUCCCAGUUCUCCACUACAGAGACGCCUCCGCCCCCUUUGUCAUCUGUGUUAAACUGGAUAUGACAGGAGGCCUUCUGGAGGGAAACCUCAACUCCUUGCAGCUGAAAGAAGGAAUAGAUUACUACCAUUUCAACUGACUACUGGAGGCAGAAGGAGCCCUGCAGCUUCAAAAGGCAGAUGAAAGCAGAGAACUGGAUAACUUACUGCAUACACACCAACUGAGGGAUAGGCAGGUAACAGGAAAAGAGAAAACUGACCAUUGGAACAGAAUCAAUGACAACACCCAGGACAAGAGUAAGAGAAGGUUAUAAUGUGUUUUCAGUGUUAAAAGACACUUUUUUAUGUGGGAACUUUUUCACGUUUUGAAAGUUCUACUUGGCAAAGUGGACAUAUUGGCUGAUAAAGACACAACAGUACUUCCUAGCCAAAGCACUGGAGUUGUUAGAAUUAUUGUCAUAGAAGCAUAUACUGUAGGAAUAGCUUGACAUUUUGGGAACUAUUUUUAUUUGCUUUCUUGCUGAGAGUUUGACGAGGUGAUUGAUACCAUUCUCCUCAUUCUCCCUUCGGUCCACCAACUAUGAAGCUAUAGCCAGAAGAUGGUGAGCUUAACUUAGGCCUAAAGACUGGAUAUGGGGGAAGCAGCUGGCCUGCUAUAUUAGGCUAACACAACUCCACCUUCCAGUAUCAUAAAGCUUUUUAGCACAUUACAUCUUGUUUGUUUAAUACAUACAAAAAAAAAAACAACUUGACAUUUUGUGGGAGUUACAUAGUAAGUUGGUGUGUUUCCAUCCAGCUGUUUUAAAACUGAGAUGGAAAAUGUUCUGUAUUUAUCAAAGCAAGAUUCAACAAAAUGUAACAGAACUUUGCACGUACAGCAUGAUGUAGUGAAUACAUGUAUUUCCCAAAAUGUUGAAUUAUUCUUUAUCAAAAGCUUAAACAUGGGCGUUCAGGUUGACUAAGAAGGCUACAAAGUGGAGUGGAUGGCUGUUUUUAACUCAUAACACUUUUAUUUUACUGAUCAGGGGACAUCUGUUUAUUACAGAAGAGGAAAAGACGAUUGCCAGUGUUGAGCAUUGGAGGAAUAAAAUGUGUUGUGUUUGCUAAUCCUGUGCAGAACGCUAUUUGCCAACAUGUACACUUGACGUGAAGUUAAAGGAAGUAAUUCCCCCCAGAAGGCUCAACUUAUAAAGUGUGGAGUCGGCACAUGGCCAGAAUUCUCAUACUGAUUUCUUAACGAUUUUGUCUGAUGCAAUGAUGCAAAAUCAGAUAAACACACUCAUUUGGUACCAAUG
Messenger RNA from Monopterus albus (swamp eel), 2514 nucleotides. It is a transcript of the gene b3gntl1, whose product is annotated as UDP-GlcNAc:betaGal beta-1,3-N-acetylglucosaminyltransferase-like 1. Bases 253 to 1359 code for a protein of 368 amino acids. The transcript has 13 exons. NCBI's taxonomy places the organism in Eukaryota, Metazoa, Chordata, Actinopteri, Synbranchiformes, Synbranchidae. The record is from RefSeq and is a predicted model, not a curated record.